GCUAAUGCCCUCGAGCAACGGCGACGUAAAGACUUGAUGCGCUUUAACUUGGGCAGGAAUCAUGCGUUUGGAUAUAAGGAUACUGCUCGUGCUUCUUCGGACGACACCGUUUUCUGUCGUUGCUAUAGCGUGUGCUCACGCUCGCGCUGAAUCCUGCCUCUAAAGCUGCUCACAGACGUUGGACAGCGGCUACAUCGAUGUUUUCUCGCUCGCGCGUGUCUAGCCGCGGAAGUAGAAGCACCGAGGAACAUCUAACGACAACAGAGCAAAGAGAACGUGCAGUUCCAGUUUUUGGGGGCGGUGCAUACCCUUCAGAGUCGACGCUUAGAGUCCGCAAUGAGGCACUUCUGCCCCCAAAGGUCGACGAGCGACUCGCAUCGAUCAGUCACAAUGCAGAUGGAGACGAUGAUAGUGCUCCCAAGCUCCAGCUCGGAACCCUGAUUAGUACUACAGCUGAGACCCACGAAGUGUGGAAGAAAUGUGCCGAAGAUGUCUGGAAAGCCGAACAAGACAUGGUCGCGAAUUGGAAAGAGGAUUUGGAUAAUCUGCUGGUGUUCGACGGCCUUUUCUCCGCGAUCGUUACUGCGUUCAUUGUGGCGACAUACCCAGAACUAACUCCGACAGUUCCAGAUCAAACGCCCUAUAUCCUCAUGCAGAUCUCCGCGCAACUGGACUCGUUUGCUAUUUCUGCCGGCUACGCGAAUUCUACCCAACCAGCGUUCCCGCCGGCGCUUGCACAACCUUCGUUACCGCCUGUUCCCCGACACAUUGUUGCAUUCAAUGCAUUGUGGUUACUCUCGCUCGUUCUCACUCUCGCUGCCGCCUCCAUCUCGAUCUCAGUGAAGCAAUGGUUACAUCAUCACGUCAAACCGGAGGGGCUCAGCAGCCCAGAUCGACAAGUGCGCGUUUGGAAUGAUCGGCAUAACGCCUUGAUCUCAUGGCGUGUGGAGUUUAUUAUUGGCUUCCUCCCGGUAUUGCUACAAGGCGCGCUACUCUUCUUUUUCCUUGGAUUGGCCAUCCUACUCCAGAUGCUGGACAGCACGGUUCUCUCCAUCGCGAUGGUGCCCACCGCUCUUCUUUUCCUAUUUGCUGUUGUUACGGCAAUACUUCCAACUAUCGAUCCAACCUGUCCAUACAAGUCACAACCGGCUUCGGCUAUUUCUUGGCUUUUCGGGGUGAACAUCCACGGGAGAAACAGUUCGGACCUGGCCUCCUUACCAGAGUGACACGUUUUACGAAAGCACACUCCGACCUAUCAUGGCUUCUCUGGGGCUUUGGGAUGCUCAGACCGUAUUCGAUACAUUUUGGGAGUUUACAGAAUCGGAUCGGAGCAUCGAGUCCUGGGCGGGCCUUUCGUCCAUAGCCAUUGACCUGUUAAAUCG
Laetiporus sulphureus 93-53 is the source of this 1382-nucleotide messenger RNA. RefSeq lists its product as uncharacterized. Bases 198 to 1226 code for a protein of 342 amino acids. The record is from RefSeq and is a predicted model, not a curated record. The transcript is spliced from 7 exons. Lineage: Eukaryota; Fungi; Basidiomycota; Agaricomycetes; Polyporales; Laetiporaceae.